AUGCAUGCUGUCGCCGUCCCCUCUGCCUCCACAGAGGUUGGGCAACCCUGUGGCUCUGACCAGCUGUGGACUCCCCCUUGGGGUCAGGACCGCCCGGAGUUGCAUCCCAUCACCGGCGCAUGGAGCAAGAGGUUUUGCAACAGUUCCUGCCCUGGAGAACCGAAGAGAACUUCUCCUUACCCUGACUGCCAGCACACCCUGAGUCACAGCGGAGGUGUCGGUGGCACUCCAAUAACGAGAGCAGCCGGAGUGGCAACCACAGCUCCACCUAUCCUAAAAAUGACUCCUAUCGAAGAGAUGAUCUGGGAAUUAAUUAUUCAAAUUAUCAAAAGCAUAUCGAACUCUCAGGGGCUCCACCCCAGCAUUGAGCAAUCUAAUCCACAUCACUUCCUUCAGUGUGUGCUCAGCACCACCGCCCUUGCAGUCAGGCACUGUCCUCCUGGAGGUGGCCUAUAUGUGAAGAGCCCAGAGUCCCGGCCAAGAUUUAAGUUUACCUCCAAUAUGGGAGAAUUCAACUUCAACGAUGUGAACUUGUAUGAUUACGGUAAUUACAGUUACAACACUGACCUGCCCAUGAUUCUACCGGACUCUGCCCCAUGCCGGCCAGAAACUCUGGAAGUGAACGUGUACGCCGUGGUCGUCAUCUACACCCUGGUCUUCCUGCUGAGCCUGCUGGGUAACUCGCUGGUGAUGCUGGUGGUCUUAUACAGCCGGGUCAGCCGCUCUGUCACCGAUGUCUAUCUGCUGAACCUGGCCAUAGCCGACCUGCUCUUUGCCCUGACCUUGCCCAUCUGGGCAGCCUCCAAGGCAAAGGGCUGGAUCUUUGGCACAACCCUGUGCAAGGUCGUCUCGCUCCUGAAGGAAGUCAACUUCUACAGCGGUAUUCUACUGCUGGCCUGCAUCAGCGUGGACCGCUACCUGGCCAUCGUCCACGCCACACGCACGCUGACCCAGAAGCGGAACUGGGUCAAGUUCAUAUGCUUAGGCAUCUGGGCCCUGUCCUUCAUUCUGUCUUUGCCCAUCCUCCUCUUCCGCAAGGCCGUCUACCCACCCUAUUCCAGCCCAGUCUGCUACGAGGACUUGGGUGCCAACACAACCAAAUGGCGGAUGGUGAUGCGGGUCCUGCCCCAGACCUUCGGCUUCCUCCUGCCGCUGCUGGUCAUGCUGUUCUGCUAUGGACUCACCCUGCGCACGCUGUUUCAGGCCCACAUGGGGCAGAAGCACCGGGCCAUGCGGGUCAUCUUUGCUGUCGUGCUCGUCUUCCUGCUCUGCUGGCUGCCCUACAACCUGGUCCUGGUCUCAGACACCCUCAUGAGGCUCCGGGUCAUCAAGGAGACCUGUGAACGUCGCAACGACAUUGGCCGGGCCCUGGAUGCCACCGAGAUUCUGGGCUUCCUCCACAGCUGCCUCAACCCCCUCAUCUACGCUUUCAUCGGCCAGAAGUUUCGCCACGGACUCCUCAAGAUCUUGGCCAUCCACGGCCUUAUCCGCAAGGAGUUCUUGCCCAAGGAUAGCAGGCCUUCCUUUGUUGGUUCCUCUUCGGGGAACACUUCCACCACCCUCUGAGACGCCCACCCCUGUUGCAGCCCCUCAGGGCUCCUCCCUUCCCUUCAGCAUCCCAUCCCAAGCCUCACGUCCACUGGCUGUCCUCGGUCUCUGGGUCAAGGCGGCCCCCGUUGUGGU
This is a messenger RNA of Ceratotherium simum simum (southern white rhinoceros), 1683 nucleotides long. NCBI's taxonomy places the organism in Eukaryota, Metazoa, Chordata, Mammalia, Perissodactyla, Rhinocerotidae. The record is from RefSeq and is a predicted model, not a curated record.